GUCCGUACUCUGACAACGACCACUGAAGGAUGGUGGCACAUGCCUCCUGUCAUCUCACUCCUCUAUAAUCGACGGUCUUCAUCUCCAGGUACGGAUUUCCCUACGCUUCUGAUCCAUUUUUCCUCCAUUAUCACUUCCACUUUUCUCUACUCUACUCUCUGCUUCAGGUCGACUACGGUCGGUCGGAUCGGGAUCCAAUAUCCACCCCCUAUAUAACCCCCUUCCAUGCUCCACUCUCUCUCCUUUCUUUUCACUAUUUUUUUCAACUUUUUCGAUAGCGAUCGGGGACAAAAGUUCACUCAUGGCGAUGUUUCAGAACAACCACUGGUUUUCUGAGCUCGGUUAGUUAGGGUUUUGCUUUUUAGCUAUGGGAGGGGGGAUUUUUAGCUUUGGAAUAAUGCAUGUGAAGGUUAGGUGUUCUAGAGUGUGGAGGAAGAGAUUGAGCUGAUAAUAGGAUAGGUGAAUGUUAAUUCAGCAGUUUUUAGGGGUUUAGGAUUCGACGAUCGUUAAGCCCCGAGAAGCUGCUGCUGCACUGAGGAUUCGUUUAGCUCAUGCUUAUGAAAUUAGUUAAUUAAUAAUACACAUAUUUAUAUAAUAAGUUAAGAUUUAGAUAAAAUAAUAUGAAGCUUUCAACAUCAGGGUCUGGUCAGCAGCCUCAAGAAGGAGAAAAGAAAAGCUUGAAUUCGGAGCUAUGGCAUGCUUGUGCAGGCCCUCUUGUUUCCCUACCGACAGUAGGCUCUCGUGUAAUUUAUUUCCCUCAGGGUCAUAGUGAACAGGUUGCUGCAACUACAAAUAAAGAAAUCGAUUCUCACAUUCCCAACUACCCAAGCCUUCCUCCUCAAUUGAUCUGCCAACUCCACAAUGUCACAAUGCAUGCAGAUGUUGAGACAGAUGAAGUGUAUGCUCAAAUGACAUUGCAGCCAUUGACACCCCAAGAGCAGAAGGAUACAUUUCUUCCUGUUGAGUUGGGAAUUCCAAGUAGACAACCAACUAAUUACUUCUGCAAGACAUUAACAGCUAGUGACACAAGCACCCAUGGUGGCUUCUCUGUUCCUAGACGUGCUGCUGAAAAAGUUUUCCCUCCACUGGAUUUCUCUCAACAACCACCUGCUCAAGAACUUAUUGCAAGAGAUCUCCAUGAUGUUGAAUGGAAGUUCAGACACAUUUUCAGGGGGCAGCCGAAACGCCAUCUUCUCACUACAGGGUGGAGUGUGUUUGUUAGUGCAAAAAGACUCGUUGCAGGAGAUUCUGUUCUUUUCAUCUGGAAUGAGAAAAAUCAGCUUCUUUUGGGAAUCAGGCGAGCAAGUCGCCCACAAACAGUGAUGCCAUCAUCUGUUCUAUCAAGUGACAGUAUGCAUAUUGGUCUUCUUGCAGCUGCAGCUCAUGCAGCUGCAACUAACAGUUGCUUCACAAUCUUCUACAAUCCAAGGGCUAGUCCUUCGGAAUUUGUGAUUCCCCUUUCGAAAUAUGUGAAAGCUGUGUAUCAUACGCGUGUUUCUGUUGGGAUGCGUUUUCGUAUGCUGUUUGAAACUGAAGAAUCAAGUGUACGCAGAUACAUGGGGACAAUUACUGGCAUUGGUGAUUUAGAUCCUACUCGUUGGCCCAAUUCUCAUUGGCGAUCUGUCAAGGUUGGAUGGGAUGAAUCAACAGCAGGGGAAAGGCAGCCACGUGUGUCAUUAUGGGAAAUUGAACCAUUAACAACUUUUCCCAUGUAUCCAUCUUUGUUUCCUCUUCGGUUGAAAAGACCAUGGUACCCUGGAGCUUCAUCUUUUCAAGGAGACAGCAGAGAUGAUGCAGUCAAUGGAAUGGCAUGGUUGAGAGGGGAAACAGGUGAGCAAGCACUUAAUUCUCUAAACUUCCAAUCUGGUGGAAUGUUUCCAUGGAUGCAACAAAGGGUAGAUCCGUCAUUUCUCCAAACCAACCUCAACCACCAGUAUCAAGCUGCAUUAGCAGCAGGGUUACAGGGUGUAGGAAGUGGCGAUGCUUUGAAACAACAACUCUUACAAUUUCAACAACCUGUUCAAUACCUUCAACAUUCAACCCACCAAACCAAGAGAGUCAACAACAUCAGCAAAAAUCCAUACACGGAGACGUACAACAUGAUGCAAUCGAGUAUUCCCUCUCCUUCGUUUCCAAAGACAGACUUCAUGGAUCCCAAAUUCACUUCCAAUAUCGCCCCUCCUCCUCCUACCAUGUUGGGAUCCGAUCCAAAUUUUUCAAGAACCGGUCAAGGUCAAAGUCAAACACAAUCGUGGGUAUCGAAAUUUGGUCAACCACAAGUCAACACUUGUUCGACUUCACCCUUUCAAGGGAAAGAUGGAGGUAGUUCGAAUUCCAUUGAUCAGGAAUCUUCAAGUUUGGAUGCGACACAAAAUCACAAUUUAUUUAAUCAAAUUAACAUCGAUUCAUCCGGGCUUCUACUUCCAACAAUCGACACCACCGAUUUGUCCACAAUGCCUUACUACAUGCAAGACUCUUCCGAGUUGUUAACACCUACAGGAGGAGGAGGAGGAGGAGGACAAAUUGACCAAACUACCCCUAAUCGUAACCGGACAUUUGUGAAGGUUUAUAAAUCGGGGUGUGUAGGGAGGUCAUUGGACAUGAGCCGAUUCAACAGCUACCAUGAGCUGCGUGAGGAAUUGGGUGAAAUGUUUGGGAUCGAGGGUUUGCUUGAAGACCCUCAAAGAUCAGGCUGGCAGCUUGUAUUCGUUGACAGGGAGAAUGAUGUUCUUCUCCUUGGAGACGACCCUUGGGAGGCAUUUGUAAAUAGUGUGUGGUAUAUCAAGAUACUAUCUCCUGAGGAUGUGCAACAACUCGGGAAGCAAGAAGUGGAAUCCUUAGGAGGCCAAAACUCGGGUGAAAGAAUCCACAGAGACCACCUGUCUCUUUCGGGACUUCCUCCAUCGAUGGGGUCCGGAUCACUUGAUUUUUGAUCAAAAAGGGAAAAAAGAAACUGAGUCCGAGUUUCUUUUUUGGCUUGUUUUGGUCUGUUUUGAUUUGAUGCGUUUAGUAGGUAUUGUGUUAGCUCGCUCUCUGUGGAUGUGGAUGAAUACUUGUGGUAAUAAUUCCAAGUUUAGAACACAAUCUUUGACUUAUUAUGAGUGGUUGACUAUUGUGGAAUUGUAAUUUGACCAUACAUUUAUCAAUCGUGUGCGCUAUUUCUGUUUUCU
This is a messenger RNA of Lactuca virosa, 3170 nucleotides long. NCBI's taxonomy places the organism in Eukaryota, Viridiplantae, Streptophyta, Magnoliopsida, Asterales, Asteraceae. The record is from the annotation of a GenBank genome assembly.